AUGUAUACGGCAGGGAUUCCUAUAUAAGACGUGGCACAUCGUAUUUUGGAGUAUUAUCGUACUGACUGCAAGCCAGACGGACACACAAGUUACAAGAUGUUCAAGCUGUUCUGCUUCCUCGCCUUCCUGGCGUUCGCUGCGGCCGCUCCCGCCCCCGCACCUGCACCUGCACCGGCACCGGCACCGGCACCCGGCGCGAUCAUCGGCGCUCCCCUUGUGACAUCCUACAAUGCUCCCAUCAUCUCCGCACCAUUAGCUUACAGUGCUUACAGCCUGCCGCACUACAGCGCGUACUCGGCGCUUCCAGCCUUACCGUACGCUUACAAUUACAAGAGCUACGCCUACCUGGCCUGAUCGACCACUAUAUCGAAGGACGAGACAUCUGAGAUUGAGGACCGAGAAUCUCCAUGGAUACUCUACGAAUUAAUCGACCGAUCGACAAAAUUUUCUUGAAAAAUCCAUCCUGGAUAUCCCCGCGGAUUCAUCCUUUUCAUUCACCUCUUCGCCCGUUCGAGUAACUCCGCAUUCGCAUCCGUAAGGUUCAGAAUCAAUAAAAUCGCUUAAAAGCAA
Messenger RNA from Ooceraea biroi (clonal raider ant), 570 nucleotides. RefSeq names its product neuropeptide-like 3. NCBI's taxonomy places the organism in Eukaryota, Metazoa, Arthropoda, Insecta, Hymenoptera, Formicidae. The record is from RefSeq and is a predicted model, not a curated record.